GAUUUACUGAUUUCUUGCUAAAGUGAUGAUAAAAAAUCUUCUUCCCUCAAGAAAACGAGACAAAUUUUGGAUAAAAUUGAUGGGAAUUUGACAAAUUUUGAUCCUUUUGUAAUAAAUAGCCAAUAUGUAAAUAUCUGAAGGCCAAUGGAGCUUGGAAAUUCGUCUAUAUGAAAACAUUAUCCUGCUAUCAUAUGGAACAGAAACCAGAACCAGAAACUUAAGAACCGAUGUUUCAGUGAAGGGAUUAGAGCGGUGUAUCCACUGCCAUUAAAGUUGCUACAGGUUUGAACUCGUUUAAAAGUAGUCUUACCUACAUUCAUUGUAGAGAAGUUGGAAAUGGAGAAAAGAAUGGCCAUGGAGCUGCCGGGGUCAUCUGUAUCGGGUGCUCGAAAUGUUGGACAAUCUAGUGAACAAGCUUUGGAAGGAGAGGCAGCCAAUAGUUGUGAGAUUGUAAGCUUUGACGAUGAGUCCAUUGAAAAGUUGAAUGGGGCUACCACUGCAGGGAAAGAUUCGAAUGGACAGUCCCCAACCGAAGCUAGCAUAGUUGAAAGGACUGCAGAAUGGGGUAUUGCAGUAGAAUCAGACGUUGGAGAAGGUAGUUUCAGAGUGAUUGGUAAAGUAAAGCCAACUGGAGAAGGAAAUCAGAGCAAAAACUCGUUAGGCAAAUUUUCAGUGGACUCGACAAGGACAUCAGGGGAGUCGGAUUAUGGAUUGGGUCGAGGGGCCUUUCCUAGGGUGUCACAGGAGCUGAAGGAUGCUUUAGAAACCCUGCAGCAAACUUUUGCUGUAUCUGAUGCUACCAAACCAGACUGCCCUAUAGUGUAUGCUAGCAGCGGAUUUUUCACCAUGACUGGUUAUUCAUCAAAGGAGACCGUAGGACGAAACUGCCGGUUUCUACAAGGACCAGAAACAGACAGGAAAGAGGUUGCCAAGAUUAGAGAUGCAGUUAAAAAUGGAAGAAGCUAUUGUGGUAGGCUACUCAACUACAAGAAGGAUGGAACUCCUUUCUGGAAUCUUCUCACUCUCAAUCCCAUUAAAGAUGAUCAAGGGAAAACCAUCAAAUUCAUUGGAAUGCAGGUGGAGGUCAGCAAAUACACUGAAGGUGUCAAUGAAAAGGCGCUGCGGCCUAAUGGACUGCCCCAAUCUUUAAUUCGUUAUGAUGCUCGUCAGAAGGAAAAGGCUUUAGAUUCCAUCACAGAGGUGGUUCAUACUUUGAAACAUCCUCAAUCUCACAUUCGAACAAUAAGUAACGAUGCCAUUAGCAAGAUUGAAGAUCAGCAUAAAUUCAACCUUGAUUUUCUUCUGCCUCAAUCUGCCGAAACCAAAAACAUUAGGACCCCUGGAAGAUACACUCCCCAAUCAGACAUCAGCAGUACUACUACCCCAAUGCACGAAACUAGCAAGAAAACUAGAAAAUCAGAACGCUUUUCAUUGAUGGGCUUUAAAGGCAGGCCUUUCAGCUUUGCAGCCAAGCAUGAAAAACAACCACUUGUUGAACUGGAGGAGUUAAUGACCAAAGACAUUGAACGCAUUGACAGUUUGGAACAUGGUGAAAGGGAAACGGACAUACGCCAAGGGAUGGAUCUAGCAACCACAUUGGAACGUAUUGAAAAGAAUUUUGUGAUCACAGAUCCUAGACUCCCUGAUAAUCCGAUUGUAAGGAAGAGCUUUCAAAUAUUUGCAUCUGAUAGCUUUCUUGAAUUGACUGAAUAUACAAGGGAGGAAAUCUUGGGAAGGAACUGUAGGUUUCUUCAAGGACCAGAAACUGAUCAAGAAACUGUGUCGAAGAUACGAGAAGCAAUUACUGAACAGAGGGAAAUCACAGUUCAGUUGAUCAACUACACAAGAAGUGGCAAGAAAUUCUGGAAUUUAUUUCACUUGCAACCUAUGCGAGACCAAAAGGGUGAGCUUCAAUAUUUCAUUGGUGUCCAACUUGAUGGAAGUGAUCAUAUUGUGCCUCUAAGAAGUCGCCUCUCUGAUAACACAGAGCAACAAAGUGCUAAGUUGAUCAAAGCCACUGCAGAAAAUGUGGAUGAAGCUGUUCGAGAACUUCCUGAUGCCAAUUUGAGACCAGAAGAUUUGUGGGCAGUCCAUUCUCAGCCUGUCUUCCCACGGCCUCACAGAAGAGAUACUUCUUCUUGGCUAGCAAUUCAGAAGAUCACUUCUCGUGGUGAAAAAAUUGGUUUGCAUCAUUUUAAGCCCAUAAAACCCUUGGGCCGAGGUGAUACCGGCAGCGUUCAUCUGGUGGAACUGAAAGGUACAGGAGAGUUAUUUGCUAUGAAGGCAAUGGAUAAGUCAGUAAUGUUGAAUCGUAACAAGGUCCAUCGAGCAUGCGUUGAAAGGGAAAUCAUCUCGCUUCUUGAUCAUCCAUUCCUUCCCUCACUAUACUCUUCAUUUCAGAUUCCCACACAUGUUUGUUUGAUAACAGACUUUUGCCCUGGUGGAGAGUUGUUUAACCUGCUCGAUAAGCAACCUCUGAAAUUUUUCAAGGAAGAAUCUGCAAGGUUCUAUGCAGCUGAGGUUGUCAUUGUUUUAGAAUAUCUUCAUUGUCUAGGAAUAAUAUAUAGAGACCUGAAGCCAGAAAAUAUUUUACUUCAGAAGGAUGGCCACAUUGUAUUAACAGACUUUGAUUUAUCUUUUAUGACAUCUAGUAAAUCCCAAGUUUUAAAGUAUCCCGUGCCUAAGAGAAGAAGAUCCAGGAGUCAACCACUUCCAACAUUUAUUGCAGAGCCAUCUACACAGUCGAAUUCAUUUGUUGGAACUGAAGAAUACAUUGCUCCAGAAAUUAUUACUGGUGCGGGACACAGUAGUAGCAUUGAUUGGUGGGCUCUUGGUAUUUUGCUGUAUGAGAUGCUCUAUGGCCGAACGCCUUUCCGAGGUAAAAACAGGCAGAAGACUUUCUCCAACAUCUUGAACAAAGAACUCACCUUCCCAAGUAGCAUUCCAGUUAGUCUUGCAGCUAGGCAGUUGAUUAAUGCAUUGUUGAACCGAGACCCCUCCAGCCGUUUAGGGUCAAGAGCUGGUGCUGCUGAAAUUAAACAACACCCUUUCUUCCACGGCAUUAAUUGGUCUCUUAUACGCUGCACGAGCCCACCACCAUUGGAGGUACCUCUUCAAUUAAUCAAGAAAGAUACUACAAACACCAAAGAUGUGAAGUGGGAAGAUGAUGGAAUGCUUGUUAACUCUAAUGACAUGGAUGUUUUCUAAAGGUAUAAGCUCUUACAAUGGGGCAUUGCACUACAUCAGCAAACAAGAUGCUUCCCAAGUGCCCAAGUGCUAUUCAAGAUGAAGCUAGGUAGGUAGCAGUACACUUGCUGAUUACUAAAGAUCGAUAAAUAGUCCCUAUUAACAUAUAGACUGUUCCGGCUUGGAGACAAAAGUGAUAGGUUGAUCGAUGCCAUAUCUUGAAGUCAGUUUACUUGGAGCCUCAUGGCAAAACACUUCAUAUUGAAGCUUUCAGCAUGAGUUUGACUUGGAACCAGAAGUUGUAUACUGAAUAAAUAAAGUUUGACUAGACACCAGAGGAUGUAUACUGAAUAAAUGAAGUGCUGUGGAAUUUCGCUUAAUGAAAAAGAAAUUGUUCA
Messenger RNA from Gossypium raimondii (Peruvian cotton), 3584 nucleotides. Its product is annotated as phototropin-2. The transcript has 24 exons. Bases 337 to 3207 code for a protein of 956 amino acids. Gene Ontology annotation, cellular component: plasma membrane; cytoplasm; nucleus. Gene Ontology annotation, biological process: protein phosphorylation. NCBI's taxonomy places the organism in Eukaryota, Viridiplantae, Streptophyta, Magnoliopsida, Malvales, Malvaceae. The record is from RefSeq and is a predicted model, not a curated record. Gene Ontology annotation, molecular function: protein serine/threonine kinase activity; ATP binding.